Messenger RNA from Folsomia candida, 2105 nucleotides. RefSeq names its product epoxide hydrolase 4. The record is from RefSeq and is a predicted model, not a curated record. The transcript is spliced from 10 exons. Lineage: Eukaryota; Metazoa; Arthropoda; Collembola; Entomobryomorpha; Isotomidae. Bases 681 to 1832 code for a protein of 383 amino acids. Gene Ontology annotation, molecular function: hydrolase activity.
ACAUCAAAUGUAACACUACUGGUCUUAUAAAUUAAUCUGAAUGAUCCAGUGUCCCCUAAUUAUUGCUCAAUUAUAAAAUAUAAUUCACUGAUGUCAACUCAAUUAGUUAGGAAAAAUACGCAUACAUAUAUUAAAACCAACAAGUGACAAAGCGUUUACGAUUUUUACUUUUAUUUUUGUAAAGCUUCUGGAAACACAGCGGAGACUUUACCUCACAAAUAUUUGUCAUUGUGUCGUGAUUCAAUUUACGGGGCAAGGUUCAUCAACAUUAACAACGUGUUCUAAACUUGUAGCUUGACCCUGAAUAGGAUAUGGAGAAAAGUGGACUGUUGUUGUUGGACUCUGACAUAUUGCAUGGUCAAAAAUAAAUAUACAAAAUUUAAUAUCGAAAUCCAAAGUGCUAAGAUAAUCUCAAGCGUAUUAGUCAUUUCUUUAAACGUGUGGUAGGUACUGCAAGCACAGUAAGUGUGAUGUGUAUAGUUCAACUUAACCACCACGUAGCCACGCCAUGAUUCAUGUUCUAAAGUCAAACAUCUGAAAUCUUACUGGAUCAUGUGAAUGUGAACUUGAUUAAUUAAUUGUGACUUGGAUCAGUAGUCAUUAGACCGUGUUCUAAAUAACUUUAAAAUUAAAGUUCAAAUUUCAUAUAAAGAGAAACCACAAUUUUUUUAUUUUCAAAAAUGACAACAUGUCUGGAUACUUUGACAUUUUACUUUUUAUCGGCAAUGUACAGUAUUCAGUAUUUAUUUUUACACCUCAUAAAUCUCAUCUUACAUCCGGAUAGAUAUCGUUUGAGCAAAACGAUAGCAGUUCCCCCAAGGUGCCUUUCCAACGAUGAUUUCGGAACUCAUCAGUACGCAAAAUUAUCACGGUACAAGUUCCACUACGUGGAGAAAGGCGAUAGAAACAACAGGCUGCUCUUGCUCAUUCAUGGAUAUCCAGAGUUUUGGUACAGUUGGCGUUUCCAGCUUCGCAAUUUGUCCUCCUACUACUGGGUGGUAGCGAUCGAUAUGAAGGGGUUUGGAGACACAGACAAGCCUUCUGCAAGAUCAGAAUAUGACAUUCCGCUUCUAGUGACUGAAAUGUACGAUUUUCUCACUGCAAUUGGACGAAAGAAAUGUUCAAUAGUAACUCACGGGAUGGGCGGUCUCCUGGGCUGGUUUUUUGUCAAUAAAUUCCCUGAUGUCGUAGAGAAUUUCGUCUCAAUUGCGAGUGCCCAUCCAUACUCUUUUCUUCAAGAACUGUCUCUCAAACGGGUCUCCAAUGCAAGUUGGUACUAUUUUUGCCAACUACCAUACUUCCCGGAAAGAGAAGAAAUGAAGCAGGAUUUGGUAAUUUUUGACAAAAUGUUUACCCGGAUGUUAAACAGCAAGAGAGGAAACCUAACUGAACAGGAUGUGGAAGCCUUCAAGUACACUUUCUCUCGCAUUGAGGACUGGGUCGGCCCAAUGAACUACGUUCGGACGCUUCUAAAAAGAAAAUUUCUUGGCAAGAAUCGGUCUCUAAAGAAAACAUCGGUGCCCACAUUGUUCAUUGUUGGAAAUGCGGACCCUUAUUGUAGUCUGGAGAUGAUUUGCAAGUCUUCCGAAUACGUGGAGAAUUUUACUCUCAAAAUAGUCGAGGGUGGUGGGCACUUUCUUCCUCAAGAAAUGCCCAACUACAUCAACAGUCUCAUCCUGGAUUUCAUGAAGAUGCCUGAACCCUUAUUGCUGGGCAUGGACCCUGUGCAGGAAAGUGGAAUCUUUAAGAAAAUGAUUGGCGCAGGGAAAACCGUGGUGAACUACGGGAAUCAAGUAGGAAACAGAAUAAUCGGUUUGGACCACUUCGGUUGACACCAUUGACUCGGUAAAAAAAUAUUCAAAGAUACCAAAAAGAAUUUCCAAGAAGCCAUCCUUCCUUGACCGACCAAAAUGAUAUUAAGUAAACUGAUAUUAUGCCAAAAUGUGUGUCUAUCUGAAUCAGCAUGAAUAAGAUGUACCAAAGUUAAGCACCGGCGUGUUGGGUGUGUGUACUGUGUGAAAGCAAAUGAAUUAUGCAGAUUGUUCAAAUCCAUUUUAUUUUCAAUGUCAUUAGACGUAAUAAAUUUUAAAAUAUGAACCUCCAAA